Molecule: messenger RNA, 1398 nt
Organism: Coregonus clupeaformis (lake whitefish)
Lineage: Eukaryota; Metazoa; Chordata; Actinopteri; Salmoniformes; Salmonidae
Product: KIAA0930 ortholog
Exons: 9
Source: RefSeq, a predicted model, not a curated record
CUGUGUUUUCUUCCAGGGUGUUUUAAGGACGACCGCAUCGUGUUCUGGACAUGGAUGUUCUCCACGUACUUCAUGGAGAAGCUGUCGCCGCGAGAACAGGACGACAUGUUGUUCUACGUCCGCAGGAAGCUGUCAUACGUCAGCCCCGACCAAUCAGAGGGCAAGAAGGUAGAGGUGGAGGUGUACAGGAGAGACUCUAAGAAGCUUCCAGGUCUAGGAGAACCUGACAUCGACUGGGAGGAGAGUGUUUACCUGAAUCUGAUCUUAAUGAAGCUGGACUAUGUGGUGACCUGUGCCGUCUGCACGCGCUCAGAUGCAGGAGACAUCCACAUCCACAGGAAGAAGUCUCAGCAAGUGUAUGCGUCUCCAAGUAAACACGCCAUGGACAGUAAAGGAGAGGAGUCUAAGAUGAGCUACCCCAACAUCUUCUUUAUGAUUGACAACUUUGAGGAGGUGUUCUGUGACAUGACGGUAGGAGAAGGGGAGAUGGUGUGUGUGGAGUUGGUAGCCAGCGAUAAGAGCAACCUGUUCCAAGGAGUCAUCUUCCAAGGCUCCAUCCGCUAUGAGGCUCUGAAGAAGGUCUACGACAACAGAGUGAGCGUGGCAGCUAAGAUGGCCCAGCGCAUGUCAUUUGGCUUCUAUAAGUACAACAACAUGGAGUUUGUCAGGAUGAAGGGACCGCAGGGCAAAGGUCACGCUGAGAUGGCAGUGAGCCGGGUCCCGACCGGAGACACCUCCCCCUGCGGCACAGAGGAGGACCUGGACUCACCCCUACACGGGAGGGUGACGUCGUUCAGCACCCCUCCCACCCCGGAGAGGACCCGCCCCUCAUUCUUCUCCCCGUCUCUGCGGAGGAAGGCCCCCAGGAACCGUAUCGCUGAGAUGAAGAAGAGUCACUCAGCCAACGAUAGUGAAGAGCUCUUCAGGGAAGAGGAUGACGAGGACCUGUGUAACCAGUCCAACCUGCGGUCUCGCUCCCUGUCGGGUACAGGUCGAUCCCUGGUGGGAUCUUGGCUCAAACUGAACCGUACAGACGAGUACUUCCUGCUUUACUCCCACCUGACCUACGUCACCCUGCCGCUGCACCGUAUCACCUCAGAUAUCCUGGAGGUGAGACAAAAGCCCAUCCUGAUGACAUAGCAGAUCAGAUCAGAGCUCCAGUCCUCCUCUAACUGCCCCAGAGGCCAGAGCCUCCCUACCAAGAGCCUACCUGCAUCAGGCCCUGACUGACACCACUACAACCCAGUGGCGAGAUGGAGAACUACAGCAACACUACCGCCAUCUGGUGGUGACAUGGAGGAAUUACAGCGACACUACCGCCAUCUGGUGGUGGCAUGGAGGAAUUACAGCGACACUACCGCCAUCUGGUGGUGACAUGGUUACAGCGACACUACCGCC